Molecule: messenger RNA, 858 nt
Organism: Vicia faba (fava bean)
Lineage: Eukaryota; Viridiplantae; Streptophyta; Magnoliopsida; Fabales; Fabaceae
Source: the annotation of a GenBank genome assembly
AUGGAAGGGAUAGGUCCAAAUUCAUGUCCAAGGCAAGGAUUAGAGAAGAAAGCAAGGCCACAAGAGCAAAUAAAUUGUCCAAGGUGCAAUUCAACCAACACAAAAUUUUGUUAUUACAACAACUAUAGUCUCACACAACCAAGAUACUUUUGCAAGACAUGUAGAAGGUAUUGGACUGAAGGAGGAUCUCUAAGAAAUGUUCCUGUUGGAGGAGGUUCAAGGAAGAACAAGAAAGUUCCUUCAUCAUCAUCAUUAGCCACACCUAAUAAUAAUAAUAACUCACCAAAAAUUCCUGACCUAAAUCCACCAACCCUUCAAGUCUCACAUCUUUCAUCUCAUCAAAACCCUAAAAUGCAUGGAGGCCAAGAUCUUAACCUAGCUUUUCCAUCUAUGGAAAACUAUCAUCACCAUCAUCAUAAUCCUCAUCAUCAGAAUCAUCAUGGUAUGUCAUCAUCAUAUAUUGAGAUGCAUAACAAUAAUGAAUCAUCUUCUUCUUCAGCUCUUGACCUACUUAGGUCUAGCAUGGCAUCUAGAGGCAUAAACCCUUAUGCUAAUAAUAAUAAUAUUUCUUUGAUGCCAAACUCAAAUGCUAUUUACCCUUCUGGAUUUCCCAUGCAAGAAGUUAAACCUAGUCUUGGAUUUUCAAUUGAUGGAAUCAAUGGAAAUAGAUCAUAUGAUCAUGUUCAAGUCCAAGAUGGUGGCGGUGGCAGUGAUGGUGGUGGUGGAAGACUUUUGUUCCCUUUUGGAGAAGUUAAUAAACAGCUUCCUACAAGUGGUGUUCAAGUGGAACAUAAUAAAGAUCAACAAGGAAAUUCAACUGGAUAUUGGAAUGGAAUGAUUGGUGAAGGAUCAUGGUAA